GUUUCCGAAACAGUGCUACCUACUCUAUUGAAAAAUUUGGAGGGAGGUUGUGGUCGAUAUCUCUAUCUUCACCUCCAAGCUUUACAAAAUUGGGCGGAAAACCCUUUACUUUACAGAUAAUUGAAGAAAAUUUUGGGCCGACUACUUUCGGAGUCUUGAGCAGAAACUUGGAUGGGCUUUAAGUCCCUAAAGGAAAUUUCUGAAAUAAAAAAUACUCAGAUUUACUUUAUUUCCAGGGCGGAAAGAAACCGCAGCAAAAGUGCAAAACCCUAACAAAGCAAAGCCCUUAGAGCAAAAACCCUGAAACAUGCUAAGUUGUAGGGGAAGCUUACUGUCUCAAACCAUAAAAAGAAAAACUCAGAACAAACCCAAAAACAAAACUAAAUUGAAAACUAACAAAAAUGUUUCUAGAACACGAGAUUUCAUUCCCAAAAACAUGCAUCUCGAAGAUAAUGAAGAAGAAGUAGGAUUCAACCUCAAAUCCUCAGCUCCUUCUCAUUCUCAUUGGGUUCAACCGUUGGGAAACCUUUACUUCAACCCAGGCGCUCUCAACUCAAGAAACAUCGGCUUAGGUAAUCUCCAAAUCCUGUCUGACGAGCUUGUUCUUGAGAUUUUAGGCCUUUUGGAAGGUACCCAGUUAGGUGUUUUAGCUACUGUUAGCAAAUCAUUUUAUGUUUUCACUAGCCAUGAACCCCUUUGGAGGAAUCUUGUAUUGGAUAACCUGAAAGGACGAUUUUUUUAUAAUCGGUCAUGGAAAGUUACUUACAUAUCUACAUUUCAUCCUUCAUUUGAUGUUUCAAGGAUUGCCCGUUCUUCGGGUUUGAGAGUAAGGGAUUUUUAUUCUGACUAUUUGUUUCAGAGUUGGCUGUGUGCUAAUCUUGAAAUGAAACCUGAAUGGCUUGAAAGAGAUAAUAUAAUUCGAAAAAGAGGGAUUAGUGUUGAUGAUUUUGUGACAAACUUCGAAGAACCUAAUAAGCCGGUUUUGUUGGAAGGGUGCAUGGAUAAUUGGGAUGCAUUGGGAAAGUGGGAUAGAGAUUAUUUGGUUAAUUUAUGUGGCGAUGCUCAGUUUGCAGUUGGACCAGUUAAGAUGAGGCUAGAUGAUUAUUUUAGCUAUGCAGAUCAAGUAAAAGAAGAGAGGCCAUUGUACUUAUUUGAUCCAAAAUUUGCAGAAAAAAUUCCAACUUUAGGCUCAGAGUACGAUGUUCCAGUGUACUUCAGAGAGGAUUUGUUUAGCGUUUUGGGUAAUCGGAGGCCAGAUUAUAGGUGGAUUAUAAUUGGACCAGCCGGGUCUGGGUCAUCCUUCCAUAUUGAUCCUAAUUCAACAUCUGCCUGGAAUGCGGUGAUUAGAGGAUCUAAGAAAUGGAUUUUAUUCCCACCUGAUGUGGUUCCACCUGGGGUGCACCCGAGCCCAGAUGGAGCAGAAGUGGCAUGUCCUGUUUCUAUAAUUGAGUGGUUCAUGAAUUUUUAUGAUGCAACAAAGGAUUGGAAAAAGAGACCUAUUGAGUGUAUUUGUAAGGCUGGAGAAGUGAUCUUUGUGCCAAAUGGAUGGUGGCAUCUAGUGAUUAACCUCGAAGAAUCUGUUGCCAUUACACAGAACUAUGUUAGCAGGAGAAAUUUAUUGAACGUUUUCGAUUUUCUUAAGAAGCCGAAUGCUAGCGAGCUUGUUUCUGGGACAACAGACAGAAUAAACUUGUAUGAAAAUUUUAAGAAUGCUAUAGAGGCUUCUUUCCCUGGAACAAUUGAUGGACUGAGACUGAAAGCAAAGCAGAAAAAAAUGUCUUUCUGGGAUUCAGUGAUUGAUUCCAAGGUGGGUGCCUUCAAGUUCUAUUUCUAAUGCUAGACCUGUCUGUAAAAGCCGUCGGAAAUGGUCACCCGUGAAGGCCACUGAAGAACAACUAAAGACCAGACCCAACAACUCUUUUCAUUGCCUGCCAUUGGUAUCAUUAUAUUCAAAACAGAGAAUCGAUUCUUCUAAAGUAAAGAAAUUCAUUAUGUUUUAGUUCUGUGCAUUAAAAUAAAACAUGUGCUCAAUAAGCCCUUAUAAACUUGGACGAUUAUCACAA
Messenger RNA from Gossypium arboreum, 2063 nucleotides. RefSeq names its product arginine-specific demethylase JMJ22. NCBI's taxonomy places the organism in Eukaryota, Viridiplantae, Streptophyta, Magnoliopsida, Malvales, Malvaceae. The coding region runs from base 308 to 1834 and encodes 508 amino acids. Gene Ontology annotation, cellular component: nucleus. Gene Ontology annotation, molecular function: cis-regulatory region sequence-specific DNA binding; protein binding. The record is from RefSeq and is a predicted model, not a curated record. The transcript is spliced from 2 exons.